AUGGUGAAACAGGGAAGUCGGUCACUAGAAGAAACAUGGAGUACUCUACAAGAUCUAUGGUUGUCAAUAGAUCAAAAACGACAAAAUCCCAUGAAAUACCCUGAAGAUAUGGUGAUUCACGACCAAUUCAUCCAAGAACAAAGGUUGUUUCAAUUCUUAAUUGCAAUUGAUAGCAAAUAUGAAUCAACCAAGAGAGAAAUAGUCAAAAUGGAGCCACUUCCCUCGGUUGAUCAAGCUUACAACCUGGUCCGGCAAGAGGAGACGCGGUCCCAGGUUCUACAGCCAGGAACCGGAACAACCACAGAUGGUAUCGGCGCUGGAUUCGCUGUCCGAGGGAGAUCGAUGCCCAGCCACGGAUCUCACGGCGGUUCGCGGGGCGGCAGCAAUCUCGGUGGAGGAGGCUGGAACCGACGAAAUGAUGAUGAAGAUAAAUCGAAAUUGGUGUGCUCAUACUGCAAACGGAAGAAACACACCAAAGAAUCUUGUUUUGAAUUAAUCGGAUACCCAGAGUGGUGGAAGAGAAGCACGGCAAGCCUCCAGCACCGACAUCUGCUCGCACGCCCUGGAACCGCGGCGGCGGCCAUUGGAGGACAAUCGGGGGACGGAGGAAACCAUGCUAUCACCACCGAGGGAAACCGAGAGGUUGCACAGGCUCGGAGCGGCAACAAAGGGGAAACUCACGGAGCAGUUCAGCCAACAAGCUUGACCGGAACGGCCAAUUUCGCCGGCGGAACUGUGAUAGCGAAUUGGGCAGAUGAACAAAUGGGGUAUAGUAAAACGGCGGCGGGUGAAGAAGGAUAUCCGAACAGGGGAGAUUAUUGGGCGUGGCACUGAACGCGAUGGAUUGUACUACGUGGAUGAGAUAGCUCAAAAAGGAACUGUCAUGCUAACUCACGGGUCUGCUGAUCGGAAAGCUUGGCUUUGGCAUCGACGUCUGGGGCAUCCUUCCACGGGUUACUUAAAAUUAUUAUUUCCUGAUAUUGUUCCUAAGCAUGAUAUGUAUUGCGAAACUUGUUUUUUAUCUAAAGGUCAUCGUAACUCUUAUCCGUUAAAUAAUACUCAGAGUUGAAUCCUUAUUUUCCCUUGUGCACUCUGACGUAUGGGGGCCCGCACCAAUUAUUGGGGGGUAAGGUUUUAGAUACUGCUUAGUCUUUGUUGAUGAUUGUACACGCAUGACUUGGGUAUAUUUUAUGAAACAAAAAUCUGAGGUUCUCACUCA
Messenger RNA from Salvia hispanica, 1219 nucleotides. RefSeq lists its product as uncharacterized. The record is from RefSeq and is a predicted model, not a curated record. Lineage: Eukaryota; Viridiplantae; Streptophyta; Magnoliopsida; Lamiales; Lamiaceae.